CCCACCAAGUCUGGCCACACCCUGGGUACAUUCCAGCCCACCUGUGCCCGGGCUCAGCAGCUGCACACAGCACGCUUGGCGACCUCAGCCCCAGGAGGUGGAAGUCCACUCUGCAAGGCUCCCAGGCAGCCGCCUGCAGCCCUGCCCCCCGCCUUCAGGCUCCUGCCCCCUCCAGCUGUCAGCAGCGCCCAGCCUCCACCCCCACAGCUACUGUUGCCAUGAGAACCCUGCAGGGCAGGCAGGAAGAGUGUGCCAGUGAAGGGGAGGAGGUGGCCAAGCUGGAGGCUCCUCUGCCUGGGAGCCUUGUGGCCCCAGGGUGUGGGGCAGUCACUGCAGUCCCUGAGCAGGUGCUGUGGCCCACAGCAAGCUUAGCCUGGCCCCCUUAGCCCACAGCCCAUGAGGUCAGGGCCGGGUUCAGGGGUUCUCCUGGUGUGGGGAUGGGUUGACAGUACGUGAACUUGCCAGGAUCACACCAUGGACGGCUAUGUUGGGGUUUCAGUGGGCCCUGCUUUGAACAGUGCAGAAUGGGAUAGGUCCUGCCCUUCAGAGCCAAGGGCAUCAGCUCCCCACCCCUCUGCCAAGCUAGAACGUUCCCAGGCCCAAUGCCUUGGGGAGGGGCUGGCAGAGUGGGACGAGGACAUUACCAGGCAGGUAUGGUAGGUCACGUGCAGGCCUUCCCAGGCUGGCAGGGACAUUGGAUGCAGGAGUGGCCUCACCCAGAGAGGAUGGCAUCCUGGGGACACAAGAGGCUGCAGGGGCCAUCUGGCCCCAGGUACCCGCCAAGAUUUUGGCAUUGGCAGCCUUGAAGCAGAUAGGGCCUGAGGAGAGGCCAGUGGGGCACAGAGUAGCCCAUCUGCUCCUGCCUGGCCCGACAGGAGAUGCGAAUUCCAAGAUGCCCCUGACCAAUCUCUGCAGCCCAGGCCAGGGUUCGGGCCCCUCCUCUCAGGCAAGUGUGUUGGGGUGACACUGACGGGACUGGCAGGCUGCUCUGGGCCACAGGGCUCCUGUUUAGACACUGAGGUCUGUGUCUUGGGGGUGCUGCAGGGACCCUGUGCUCUGCACAGCCCCAAAUUGGAGCCAGUGCAGCUCAUGAUCCCCAGCUCCACGGUGCAGCCCCCACUGGGUGCGGCCCCUUUAAGUACAGCCCCUUCAGCUGCCAUCAGGGGCAGCACUGAGCAGCCAGGCCAGGAUCCGCGCUGCUGCCUGGAAGCUUCUGCCCGUGCCGGGGACGCAGCAGUGCCGGGGACACAUAGGAGCCGACCUGGGGGUGGCACAGCCCACCGGGGCACAGCCAGAGCAGCACCCAGCCCUGCCAGCAGGAAGCCCCUGCACACCUGGGACACAGAGGAGGCACCCGGCCAGACCCCGAGAGGCCCAUCCACCUGAGGUUCUGCCCUGCAAGGGGCCUGGCCAGGUGCUUCUGACCCCGGCAUGGAGGAAGCGCCCGCGUUCUCGGCCCAGGCCCGCAGCCAGGGCUGCUCCGCCCGCUGCGCCCCAGGGCAAAAGCCCCGCAAGGCAGUGUGAGCUGGAGCCGCCAGCCUGGGGACCUCUUUUAAGAUGACCCGUACGGACCCUCCGGACCUGCUGGUGUCGACCGUGUACCAGGACAUCAAGGUGGCGACCCCGGGACCCGCGUCCAAGCGCUCGCCAUGUGAGCGAUCCGUGGCCCGGCCUGCUGAGCCCGCGCCUUUCAACAAGCGCCACUGCCGCAGCUUCGACUUCCUGGAGGCGCUGGACGGGCCGGCCAUGGAGACCCUGCCGGAGCCACCGCCGCAGGAGUCCGCUGUGCCGCGCGCCCGGACCCGCGAAGCCGAGCCACGCCGCCGCGCCCGCUCCAAGAGUGCGCCCCGCGCGCCCCCGGGCCUGACGCCCGCGCCCGCCUCGCCGCCGGUGUUGCCCCGCCGAGGGCGGGAGGCCCAGCGUGCGGCGCGGGCCGAGGCAUCGCCGCGCCGGGAGCCCGCGUACCCGGCGCUCCGCGCCCUUGCCAACGAGCUGCAUCCCAUCAAGUUGCAGCCGCAGCGGGGCGGCCCCGGCCGCAUCGCGCCCCUGUGCGCCGCCGCGGGCCGCUGCGCACCGCCCGAGCCACCCGCGGGUCCCGCCCCCCACGUGCGCUGCCGCCUGGACAUCAAGCCAGACGACGCAGUGCUCCAGCACGCCACCCGGGGCUCGCGGUCCUGCGGGCCCGCCGAGGCCGCGCACUGGGCCCGCCCCGCCCCGCAGUUCCACGGCCUCACGGUGCCCGGGCCCCGCCACAUGGCGCUGUCGCGCACCCCAACGCCCAGCGACUCAUACUGUGCGGAUCCCCGGGCGUUCUACUGCGACGGGCCCCUGCCUGGGCCCCGGGACUACGCCGAGCGCCGCAGUCUGCCCUUCACCACCCCGCCGGGCCCCACCCAGUUCUUCUAUACAGAGGAGCCCCAAGGCUUCCGGGGCAGCUUCGCAGCCAGUCCCGGCCCAACCUUCGACGCCUACUGCCCCAGGCCCUAUCCGUCCGAGGAGCUCCCAGGGCCCAGUCCAAGGCGCAUGGGCGGCUACUACGCAGGAGAGGUGCGCACCUUCCCAAUCCAGGAACCGCCCUCCCGCUCCUACUAUGGGGAGGCUCCACGAGCCUACAGCCUGCCCUACGGGCCCCGCUAUGUCCCCGAGGAGCCCCGGGCCCACUCCACCGCCCGCCCCUUUUACACGGAGGACUUCGGAAGGUACCGCGAGCGCGACGUCCUGGCUCGGACGUACCCGCACCCGCGCAGCAGCCCGGCCUGGGCGGACUGGGGCCCGCGACCGUACCGCACCCUGCAAGUGGUGCCGCCCUCUGACCCCGACCCGUUGCUCGCCUCCUGGCACGGCGGCACCGGCACCAGUCCGCCCCGGCUGGCCACCGACAGCCGCCACUACUCGCGCUCCUGGGACAACAUUCUGGCCCCGGGGCCGCGCCGAGAAGACCUGUUGGGCCGCGGCCGCAGCUACGAGAACCUGCUGGGGCGCGAGGUGCGGGAGCCGCGAGGCGUGUCCCCCGAAGGCCGGCGCCCGCCCGUCGUCGUGAACCUGUCCACCUCUCCCAGACGCUACGCCGCACUGUCCCUGUCCGAGACGUCGCUGACGGAGAAGGGCCGCGCUGGCGAGGGCCUGGGCCGCAAUUGGUACGUGACGCCCGAGAUCACCAUCACUGACAAUGAUCUGCGCGCCACCGAGCGCCCGAGCGCCAGGGCCUGGGAGUUGCCCGGGGGCCGCACGCGGCCACCUCCCCACGCGGCCCCCGACGGCCCCACCUCUGGCCGCCAGCGGAGCCUAGAGCAGCUGGACGAGCUCAUCACGGACCUGGUCAUCGACUCGCGACCCCCCGCCGGCCAGGCCUCAGAGCCCGCGGCCGACUGCCUGGGUCCCCAACUGCGCCGACUGCUGGACUCGCGGCCCGCGGGCUCCGGGGCCCCCGCGCUGGCGCCGCCACGCUCGCCCCCCGCCUCGGCCGGCAGCGCCGAGGAGCCCGCGGCCCCGGGAGAGGCGGCCGACGCGUCCCCCGAACCCAGCGCCGACGAGGACGACCUGAUGACCUGCUCCAAUGCGCGCUGCCGGCGCACCGAGACCAUGUUCAACGCCUGCCUCUACUUCAAGUCCUGCCACAGCUGCUACACCUACUACUGCUCGCGCCUGUGCCGCCGCGAGGACUGGGACGCCCACAAGGCGCGCUGCGUGUACGGCCGCGUGGGCAGCGUGUGCCGCCACGUGCUGCAGUUUUGCCGCGACAGCGGCCCGGUGCACCGCGCUUUCUCGCGCAUCGCUCGUGUCGGCUUCCUGUCGCGCGGCCGCGGCGUGCUCUUCCUGGGCUUCCCAAGUCCAGGCUCGGCCGACAACUUCCUGCGCUUUGGCCUGGAGGGGCUGCUGCUAUCCCCCACCUACCUAUCGCUGCGUGAGCUGGCCACACACGCGGCGCCCCUGGGCAGCUACGCGCGCGAGCUGGCGGCCGCUGGGCGCCUCUACGAACCGGCAGAGUGCUUCCUGCUCAGCGUGUCCGUGGCCGUGGGACCCGGCACCGCGCCACCGGGGACACCCGCCCUGCCCGCGCCCGCGCCACGCAGCCACGGGCCAACAGUGCGCAAGUUCGCCAAGGUAGCGCUGGCGGCCGGCAGCCCCGCGCGGCCGCCCCCGGCGCGGAGCCGCGAGCCCGACAUGGAGACGCUGAUCCUGACGCCACCGCCGGGCACGGCGGGCCUGGAUCAGGACGGCGAGGCGGGCCGGCGCGCGCGCGAGGUGGCCUUCAUCCACAUCCAGCGCGAGCUGCGGCUGCGCGGCGUCUUCCUGCGCCACGAGUUCCCGCGCGUCUACGAGCAGCUUUGUGAGUUCGUCGAGGCCAACAGGCGCUUCACGCCCACCACCAUCUACCCCACGGACCGGCGCACCGGCCGCCCCUUCAUGUGCAUGAUCAUGGCCGCCUCCGAGCCGCGCGCGCUCGACUGGGUGGCCAGCGCCAACCUGCUGGACGACAUCAUGUGAGGCGCCGGGCCCACCAGGCCCAGCCCAGGCGCUGGCCCGAACCCUGCCCUGCCCACUCAGGCCCCGCCCGGCCCACCUAGGGCCGCCCCCGAGCCCCGCCAGGGCCCCACCCCGCCUUCUUCUAGGCCCCGCCUCUAAUUCCCCAGCCUUCCAAGCUCCGCUCAGUACCGCCUCCAGCUCCGCCCAGGCCCCCACCCCCCGGCCCUUCGUCCCCGUAGUGUUCCUCACCGGCCUUUCGCCUUCCCACCCCCAGCAACCCCUCUCCCUCCUCCGGGCCUGCUCCCUCUCCCAGCUCGCCCUCGAGGAUCCCCAGAAGAAGUCGGUCCUCGCCCUCGGUGCUCCCCGCUGGGAGGCGGGGUGGGCCUGAGGACCGCCGAGCUCUGCCUUCCCUCGGAGGGGUCACUACUGCACAGACCCCACCCGUACAGAUCCGGUCCCCGUCGGUCCGCGGGGCUCUCGCUGGAGCCUCCCCGACUCCGGUUUCCCGUCAUCCAGAAGCCCGACGUAACCAAAGCCCAGUCUGUCACUUUAAACACGCCCCGCCCCGCCUCCCGCGGCUGUGUUGCCUCCUCGCUGGAGAACACCCUGGUCGACCUCUGUGCGUCCGUGUGCGCGAGCGCGUCCCGCCGAGGCGGUGGGCAGGGCGGACGGUGCGCAGUGCGUUCCCGCUGGUCGGAGCCAGCACACUAACGAUGCCACGCGCCCUGCCGUCCCUUCGCCUCCAGCCGCUGCAGUCUGGGCCCUGCAGGAGCUGGGAAAAACCGCAGGGAGGUCUUCAGGCCGAUAUGCAAGUCUCCCAGCCGAAGGGGCAGGGGACCUGAACAGGGGAAGCAGAGCACGUGGGCCUGGCCAGAGCUGACACCUGGCUAGGAGAGGAAGGACCAAGGGACGGGGCGUUCCCAGGUGGGAGCCUGGAGGGCAAAGCGUGGUGCGAGCAGGUGAGGGAGAGAGCUAGUUGGUAAGCGUGGAAGCCCACCCGAAGGGGCUUGACCUGUCCCGAGAGGUCCCCGCACACCCGCUCUGGCCGCACCCCGUACGGCGGGCGUGGAGGCGCAAGCCCGGCGGCCCGGCCUCCACCUGUCCCCCAAGUGCACCCUGGUCCGCGCCCAGAGCUCUCUGGAGGGUGGGGUAUCCGGGAGAGGGGUGGAGGCCAAACGCAAGGGCCCUCCUGGAGUCCCCAGCCCUACUUCGGAGCCAGGGGAGGGGGCACCAAGUGAGAGAAAUUGGGCACCCCCGCCUCCGCUCCUGCUUUCGCACCCGGCGCGCCCAUCUCGUCCCCGCGCGUCUGCACCGGCCAGGCGUCCCGCUUGCCUACCCGCCGCCGCGCCCCGCGCCCCCGACCCCAGGGCCUCUGCAUUCGGCCCCACCCCUGAGGGCCGGCCAGGAACGCCCCUGGACCAGAAUAAUUUCCAGGGGGCAAGAGCUUUCGAACCAAGUAAAAUAGAACUUGAAUGUA
Gorilla gorilla gorilla (western lowland gorilla) is the source of this 5944-nucleotide messenger RNA. It is a transcript of the gene AJM1, whose product is annotated as apical junction component 1 homolog. Gene Ontology annotation, biological process: cell-cell junction organization. The transcript has 4 exons. NCBI's taxonomy places the organism in Eukaryota, Metazoa, Chordata, Mammalia, Primates, Hominidae. Bases 1558 to 4488 code for a protein of 976 amino acids. Gene Ontology annotation, cellular component: plasma membrane; apical junction complex. The record is from RefSeq and is a predicted model, not a curated record.